This is a messenger RNA of Cyprinodon variegatus (sheepshead minnow), 684 nucleotides long. RefSeq lists its product as uncharacterized. The record is from RefSeq and is a predicted model, not a curated record. The annotation marks the transcript as partial. The transcript has 5 exons. Lineage: Eukaryota; Metazoa; Chordata; Actinopteri; Cyprinodontiformes; Cyprinodontidae.
AUGGAUGCCGAAUGGAUUCGGGUGAACCUGGGACCCUUUUCCCGCUUCUUGACGCUCGCUGACUUUCGGUUCUUUAACAUUUCUUUGGAAGGUAUAUUGGAGUCUUCUUCUCCAGAACAGAAAGCUGAAUUCAUUCUUCAGUCCAUAUCUAAUGAGACUGUGGUGACUCUGGUCUUCAAGACGCUCACUAAUUCGUCAUCUUUAGAAAACCUCGCCUCUUUCUUUCAUUCCUUCGUGAUCGGCGCUGCGAAGCGAAACCUGACCUCUCUCAGUACAGACGUGCGCCACAUCCUCCUGAAUAUGACGCUAACAGCACUGGAGCCCAAAUUCUACCUUCUGAUGACAGAAGGGUUUCAGCUAUGGUUCCAGAAUUACCUUCCUCUCUUCCUCCCAAGUGCUGACUCUAGAACCUUCGAGGUCAUUCCCAGGAACAUCACCUGUAGCUCCUAUCAAGAGAUUGUCAAAGGGUUUGACAACAUAAUCGGUCAGCUCUCAGAGGAACAGAAUCAGCUGGUGCUGAAUUUUACCCUGGACUAUCUCGAAGGACAGAAGUCCUCAGGUCUCUCGUGUGUCGAGUCCGGUAACGUCACUGACGACAGAAGCUGGCUGCUUCUCAAUUUUGGACAAUUCCGCUUUAAUGCAUCGAUCAAGGAUUUUCUGACCGUCAACAUCAACUUUAAAGCA